UCAUUCAAAGAGGCGAGAUAUCAUUGGCUGUGCUGCUGAACGACGCAGACACGACUGCGGCUAUUAACCUUUCUGAGGUGCAGAACACAAGUAUCGCGCAUGCGUGAUCACGUGAACAUGGCGGAGGAAUUUGAACGUGCCGCCGCUGAAAUAAAAAACCUUCAAUCAAAGCCAACAGAUAUGGAGUUAUUAAAUCUGUACAGUCUGUACAAGCAGGCAACAGAGGGAGACAUUAAUCGAGAUCGACCGGGCAUGUUCUCGCUGAAUAUGGCGGAAAAAGCCAAGUGGGACGCCUGGAAUGGGAGAAAAGGAAUGAGUAAAGAAGAUGCGAUGAAGCAGUAUGUGGAGGAAGCUGAAAAGCUCAAAGGAAAAUAUGGACUAAAAGAUUCGUCUGUCUGAUUCAUUGACACACCGUGUAACAAGUUAUAUGUGAAAGCAUGAACUUGUAGUGUUGCCUGCCAACUACAUAGUACACUGAUCCACUUCAGUAAUUGAAUCAGAGCACAAUCAUUUGCAAA
Messenger RNA from Corticium candelabrum, 518 nucleotides. Its product is annotated as acyl-CoA-binding protein-like. The record is from RefSeq and is a predicted model, not a curated record. The coding region runs from base 100 to 399 and encodes 99 amino acids. The transcript has 4 exons. Gene Ontology annotation, biological process: fatty acid metabolic process. Lineage: Eukaryota; Metazoa; Porifera; Homoscleromorpha; Homosclerophorida; Plakinidae. Gene Ontology annotation, molecular function: fatty-acyl-CoA binding.